This is a messenger RNA of Rhodamnia argentea, 1823 nucleotides long. RefSeq names its product guanylate kinase 2, chloroplastic/mitochondrial. Gene Ontology annotation, cellular component: cytosol. The record is from RefSeq and is a predicted model, not a curated record. Gene Ontology annotation, biological process: purine nucleotide metabolic process. Gene Ontology annotation, molecular function: GMP kinase activity. Bases 273 to 1181 code for a protein of 302 amino acids. NCBI's taxonomy places the organism in Eukaryota, Viridiplantae, Streptophyta, Magnoliopsida, Myrtales, Myrtaceae. The transcript has 2 exons.
UUCACUCGAAGCGAAAGUCAAACAGUAAUUGUCACGAUUAGCUUCCUGUCCUGCUUCAGCUUGGAUACAUAAGCAAAUCUCACCCGUGAGGCACGCUCGAAUCGCCUGGAGAAAUCCAUAACGCUCGGGGCGCUUCCCAAGCCAUCGAAUUCCCAUUUUCUGCCCGUCUGCAGGUGAGACACUGGAACAUGGCAUUCAUCUGCCCUGGAGCAUAAGUUGCAUCAGUUAGAAAUUUCUGUUCUUUGCAUCAGUAUUAUCAACAACUUCGUCCGAUGAUUUUUCGGAGACUUUGCCUGUCUGUUGCCCGUUCUAACCUCCAUUUGCCAACCUUUCACAAAAGAAUUGGGGGCCAAUUUACUUCUACCAGGUCAAGUCCGACUUUUUUCACUCAGAGCUGUUAUAAUCCAACAUCUCAGAAGCUCUCCGUGGCUUCUCGUUUUGUUUCGUCCAAUUGCGAAAUGGGUGAUGCACGAAGACCCCUUGCUGUACCCAUUCCAUCGCUUGACAAAGCUGAUAAGAACGAAUUGCUAAGAGCCCUCGAAGCCUCAGUGGGUUCUUCAUUUAGUGUUGAACCCUUGCGCCCUGUCCCAAACCCUUUGAUUAUUGUCAUUAGUGGACCGAGUGGAGUGGGCAAAGAUGCAGUCAUUAAAAGAUUGAGGGAAGUUAAAGACAGUCUCCAUUUUGUUGUUACUGCGACUAGCCGGCCAAUGCGACCAGGUGAAGUUGAUGGUAAGGAUUAUUACUUUGUCACUAAAGAGGAGUUUCUCUCCAUGGUUGAAAAGGAUGAACUACUGGAGUAUGCUUUAGUGUAUGGUGACUAUAAGGGUAUUCCAAAGCAGCAAAUACGUGAGUACAUGGCAAAAGGGUAUGAUAUAGUGUUGAGGGUGGACAUACAAGGGGCACAAACCUUGAGGAGGGUUCUUGGGCAGUCUGCAGUUUUUAUAUUUCUGGUUGCAGAGAGCGAACUUGCACUUGUUCAGCGGUUGAUUGAUCGGAAGACGGAGACUAAAGAAUCGCUUCUUGUCAGAAUAGCGACGGCACGUGAGGAGGUCAGACAUGUUAAUAAAUUUGACUAUGUUGUCGUGAAUGAAGAAGGACAGCUAGAGAAUGCUGUGAAAUUGGUGGAGUCCAUCAUCGAUGCAGAGAAAGCCAAAGUUAAACAAAAGGCUGCCGUGAUAUAGGGAACAUCGAUUAGCUUCAUUUGUUACUGCAAGCUUAAAAAUCCCAUGUCUUUCUUAUCAAGACGUUCAUCUGCUGUUUGGCAGUUAGCUUAUGGGAGCUUUUAUGGAAAACGUCUGUGAUAUAUUUAACAGGAUAAGAUGCCGAAGGUCGAUAAGCUUUCACUGGAGUUCCAUUAUUCUCAUAUGACUCGUUCAGAUUCUAGAGGAAGUUGCGGAAUGGAAUCUUGAAUUAGAACAGGCCAAGCUUAUUUUUCAGCUUAUGUAAUAUAUGGAAAGAGAGGUAUCUUUCUUGUGAAAUCAUAUAUAACUGCAGUUUUUUUAAUGGUGUCAUUGGUCAAUGAAGAGCAUGAGAAUAAGAAAGAAAAUCAUCAUGAUGAACUCCUAAAUGAUUGUGGAAGUUAUUGAAGAGCCUCCAGGAUUCCUCAGGGCACAGCAUCAAUGAACUACUGUUGCUAAACCUGAAUCUCUUUACUUGUGGUUAGCUUUCUUCCCUCCUUCCCCACCCCCCUCCCCUCCCCCCCAAGUUCUUCCCUAUUAUGUCUGCGGUAGCAGCAAGAUUUUGAUAGUUAGUUCGACAGCAUUCUGUAACACGUACGAUUGCUUGGUCCUUUGAGACGUUUUAUGUCAUGCCCGCGGUUAUGU